AUGAGUCUCACCAGGUCUGGAGCUUGGCUUAUGGUUGGAGAUUUUAAUGAAAUUACCAGUAACCUAGAAAAAAAGGGUGGCCGCAAGCGUAGUGAUGCCUCGUUCCUACCCUUCAGGAACAUGCUCGCAAAUUGCGGAAUGAUUGAAUUCCCAUACUCAGGCAACCCUCUCUCUUGGGUAGGCAAUAGAAGUAAUGGCAAAGUGCAAUGCAGACUAGAUCGGGCAGUGGGAAUUGAGGAUUGGCACCACUGUUUUUCCCACACGAAUGUGGAGUAUCUUCGCCUAUGGGGUUCAGACCACCGUCCCAUCCUCUCUCGUUUCCUCUCGGGUAAGAAAACUGGCAGACGUGGUUUUAAAUUUGACAAAAGAUGCAUUGGCAAAGAGGGUUUCCGUGAAACCAUUCUCCAUGGCUGGAAUGAUCCAAGCGCUUUCGACCGUGAUGACCUCCAUGACCGGAUUGAGCUCUGCAGAAAGCACAUAUCUCGAUGGAAGAGAGCUAACCCCUCUAACACGGCAAAGAAGAUUGAAGAAAUCAAAGACCAGCUCGAGCAGGCCCAACUCGAUGACAAUUUCUCAAAUGAGGCGAUCCUGAACCUUAAAUGGAAUCUUUGUGCCGCUUUUAGAGAUGAAGAACUCUAUUGGAAACAAAAGAGUCGAGCUAACUGGUUACGUGAGGGAGACCGCAAUACAAAAUUCUUCCACGCUACUACCAAGCAGCGGAGAGCAAGAAACCGGGUUCUUAGACUCCGACGGGCAAAUGGCUCUUGGGCCGAUACCGAUGAAGAUUUGGAACAGGUGGCGACUGGGUACUUUCAAACCUUGUUCACUUCAUCAAAUCCCUCAGACUUUGAGGAAUCACUACAGUACAUUACUGCAAGAGUAACCCCGGCCAUGAAUGCAGCUCUUACAAGUACUCCAUCUGAUGAUGAGAUCCAACGCGCUAUGUUCGACAUAAACCCUGAUAAAGCCCCCGGGCCAGACGGAAUGACUAGUCUCUUUUUCCAGAAAUAUUGGGGAAUUACGGCUGAGGUAGUACGGAGUACUGUGAAGGACUUCUUUUUGACCGGCACCAUGGAUCCCCGCUUAAACCAUACCAACAUCUGCCUCAUCCCCAAGACGGAGAGACCAUCUGAAAUGGCUGAAUUUCGACCAAUAAGUCUGUGCAAUGUCUCUUAUAAAGUCAUCUCAAAACUCAUGAGCAAGCGCCUGAAGAAAUGCCUCCCGAAAAUAAUCUCGGAAACUCAAUCGGCCUUUGUGGCUAGACGUCUGAUCACAGAUAAUAUUCUUGUCGCACACGAAGCUUUCCACGCCUUGCGAACCAACCCGGGUUGCAGAUCGAGAUCAGACAUACAGCAAUGCUCCGAACUCGUGAGGAUCAUCAACACAUACGGCUUAUCCUCCGGUCAGCAGCUGAAUGUAAACAAGUCGUCCAUCCUCUUUGGAAGUAAGGUUCCCCCGGACAUCAAAUCAGAGCUCAAGCGAUCGCUCGGAAUAUCGAAAGAAGGUGGUAUGGGAGUCUAUCUAGGGUUACCGGAGAAAAUAUGUGGCAGCAAAAAACAGGCUUUUGCUUUCAUCCAAGACCGGCUCCUUAACCGUAUAAACUCAUGGUCUGGGAAACUCCUAUCUAAAGGAGGAAAAGAAGUUCUAAUCAAAUUUGUUGCUCAAGCCCUCCCUACCUAUGUCAUGUCAUGUUUUGUGCUCCCUCUAGAGAUUACUAGAAAACUUACUAGCGCAAUCUCCCGAUUCUGGUGGAGUACUAAACAGGAUAACAAAGGUCUGCACUGGAUUGCUUGGAAAAGUAUUUGUACCCCUCUAGAGAAGGGAGGCCUCGGCUUCCGCGAUUUUCGAAACUUCAAUCUCGCAUUACUUGCGAAGCAACUCUGGAGACUAAACCAAUAUCCAUCGUCUCUUCUCGCUAGAGUCUUAAAAGGCAGGUACUUCCGCCUGUCGACUCCAGUGGACGUUACUAGGGCAAGCUCGCCAUCUUACGUAUGGUGUACCCUGAUGGCAGCUCAACCACUCCUGAAGGCCGGCUUAAGGAGAUCAAUUGGGACGGGCAACAAUACCAUGGUCUGGUCUGAUAACUGGCUCCCGGAUGCCAAGCCAAGACCCGCUACUCCCUGCGGUCCUUCCUUUAACCCGAACCUUCGAGUAAGCGAUCUUAUUGACCCGACGUCCCAUGCCUGGAACCUUACGAGGCUCCAAAGCAUAAUCGCAAAAGAAGAUGUGCCGUUGAUCAUGAGCCUGCGCAUCCCCCGAACUCAGCGCCUCGAUAGCUACUGCUGGGCUCCCACAAAGUCCGGAGCUUACACAGUCCAGUCGGGGUAUGGUCUCGUGAUGGAACUCGACUCCGCACAUGCUCCCCCGUCUGUCUCCGAGCCUAGUACUACCUGCCUAAAAGCAAAAGUCUGGACUCUUAAGACCUCGAGAAAAAUUAAACACUUCAUUUGGAGUGCAUUAUCAGAUAGUGUCCCCGUUUGCAGUCGUCUCUCCGACCGUCACUGCAGUACAGACAGACACUGCCCAAGGUGUGGCGCCGACGACGAAUCAGUAAACCAUUUACUAUUCGAAUGCCCACCUUCUGCCCAGACAUGGGCUCUCGCUCACAUAUCCCAUUCUCCGGGGCUUUUUCCGAGCUCAUCGACUUACAGUAACCUCAAUCAUCUCCUAUGGCCGGCAAAAGGACUAGGCGUCCCGUCCUCGAUCCUAGAUAAUGUGCCAUGGAUUUUGUGGUUCAUCUGGAAAGCCCGAAACGAUAAAAUUUUCAAUGGAACAGACAUCUCUCCGCUUGAUACUGUCCAGAUCGCCUUAUUUGAAGCAGAUAACUGGAGGCUCGCACAGAUCAUACAUAAAACUCAUGAUGAUGAAGAGAUUUUGACUCAAACCAGCGCACAACCCCUCGGCCCCCGUUGUUCUUUUGAUGCCUCAUGGCACCAAGACGACGCACUCUUUGGCGGAGGAAUGGUCCUGACGGAUAAGGAUGGGGAAACGACCUUUGGUUCAUUCACUAGUAACCGAGGCUUAACCCCUCUACACGCCGAGCUUCAUGCUCUGCUGUGGGCCAUGAAAUCCACACUCCAACUGGACCACCUAGAUAUGACCUUUGAAACUGAUUGUCAACAACUGGUCAAGAUCAUCGAAGACGAAAAAGAAGAAGACUGGCCAUCCUUAAUGGUCGAAUUUGAAAAGUUUUACUAUCUGCAUUCUAUGUUUAAUUCUUGCUCCUUAUGUUUUAUUCCCCGUUCCUGCAAUGUCCGUGCCGAUGGCCUUGCAAAAGGCGCUCGAGCCCGUGGUGUUAUCUUUUCCCAUGUAAACUCUAGACUCUCUUGCUGGAUGGCUCAAACCAACCACAUGGAAUUUUCUUAA
This is a messenger RNA of Brassica napus (rape), 3366 nucleotides long. RefSeq lists its product as uncharacterized. Lineage: Eukaryota; Viridiplantae; Streptophyta; Magnoliopsida; Brassicales; Brassicaceae. Bases 1 to 3366 code for a protein of 1121 amino acids. The transcript is spliced from 2 exons. Gene Ontology annotation, molecular function: RNA-DNA hybrid ribonuclease activity; nucleic acid binding. The record is from RefSeq and is a predicted model, not a curated record.